This is a messenger RNA of Lodderomyces orthopsilosis Co 90-125, 4083 nucleotides long. Its product is annotated as putative helicase. The record is from RefSeq and is a predicted model, not a curated record. Bases 1 to 4083 code for a protein of 1360 amino acids. The transcript has a single exon. NCBI's taxonomy places the organism in Eukaryota, Fungi, Ascomycota, Pichiomycetes, Serinales, Debaryomycetaceae. Gene Ontology annotation, molecular function: RNA binding; protein binding; ATP binding. Gene Ontology annotation, cellular component: intracellular anatomical structure.
AUGCUCCUUGUCUCACUCACACUUUUCGGUCCGCUUUUGCUGCAUAUAAGAGAUAGAAACCAAAAAAAAAAAAUUCCAAAUCAAUGCAUUUCCUUGGAGAUGGCCAAGAACAAGAACAAACCUGUGGCAGAGCCUGUAACCAAGAAAAAGGCUAGUAAAGAAACCACACCAGAUGAUCCCAAAAAACCAUCCCGUGGAUUAGUCGUGGGUGAAAAUUUUGGAUGGACAGGAAAGUUACCCGUAACGUUACUUAAUGAACAUUGCCAAAAACAAAAAUGGAACAAAUGCCAAUAUGAUAUGAUGAGGAGGUCCAAUGGCUACGUUGGGAUAGUGACCUUAUCUUGGGAAAAUCCAAAAACAAGAGAAUUAAUCACUGUAAAGUAUACGCCCACCUAUUCUCCCAGAGAAACUAGCAAUGAGGCUAGACACAUGGUUGCAACAUUCGUAUUGCACAGAGUAAAUUACGUCAAGAACAUGAAGAUGUUGCUCCCGAUUAUUUUCAGAGACUAUUGGUCGGAUUUGGAGAAAGAGAGAUUACAAUUGUUGAAGGAUGAUAAAACACUCCACGACAAAAGAUAUAAUGUAAACCCCUUCUCCGUGGUCAUGGAACAACAAAAGGCCAAAGCUGAGAAAGAAAAGGAAAGGACAGCAAAGGAUAAUCAAAACUUAAAGACCCAUAAGCCAGUCAUAAACAUCGGACAAAAACCAGUGCCAUCAGUAGCAACAACCACGAAAAGCCCUAUACCCAGAGGUGCUUGGGAACAUGCUCCGUUGAUGGACAUACCCUCAGAUAUGAGAGUUGAGAUUGAAAGAUCGGUGCAAAGGCAUUUGCAAUGGAAUGAGGGUAACAAAACAGCAGACGGAUCAACUGUGAAGAAAUUGCUUGGGUUGGGUUUUCGAGAGAGCCACGUGAAAGAGGCUCUUCAAUACACCUCGGAAUUUAUUGAUGCCCUUGAGUGGUUGAUUUUUCAUAUCCCUGAAGACGACUUGCCUAUACUUUUUGCCAAGUCGCGCAAGGACUCGGAAGUGCUGCUUACGAUUUCACAAAAUUUGAAGACUGAGUUGGUUUUAAAGAGGCUCCGACACUCUGGAUUUGACGAGGAUGAGAUCAUUCGUGUUUAUCAAGAGACAGGUGAGAACGAGAUAGAAACAGCGGUUCGGCUCACAAAACUUUUAGCCACUGAGGAGAAUGAGACGCCCACGGAGGAUCAAAGCCAAGAGCUCUGGGACCAAGAGGUGGAAGCUAUAGACUCCACUAGAGGUGCAACUGUCUCAGAUGGAAAAAGCAUUACGGUUCCUUUGAAUCCUAUUAGUGUUGGUGAAGGUGCAAUUGAGUUGAAAGUUUUCAAAAGCUCAAAUUACCCCAAUGAAAUACCUGGAAUACAAUUGGUUGUAGCGGAAAAGUAUAACCUAGCAAACUAUGUCAAAUUGUCAAUUGUGAGAAGCCUUCUCAAGACUUUACAUAUAGGAGAAUGUAUGAUCUUUUCGAUUAUCGAGUGGUUAGAGGAGAAUUUGAUAAACAUUAUUAAUGACCCUGGCCCUCUUGUGAAUUAUCGAAAAGAAACGGAGAAAAGAGAGCACUCACAAGGGGCUGAUAAGGGCUUUAAAGGUAGAAAAAGGGUGAAGCAAAACGAGAACGAAAUAAAGCUGUCUUACAAAAAUAGAGCAGCAUUAUUGCAACAAUCCUUGACUGAAAGAGGAAAACUCCCUGUUUCUAAGAAAGCCCAGGAAAUAGUGAAUACUAUCAACCAAAAUGCAAUUACUCUAAUAACUGGUGAGACAGGAUCGGGUAAGUCAACCCAAAUCGUGCAGUAUAUCCUCGACAAUUUGAAUGCGGAAGGUGACUUUGCAACAACAAUAUUUUGCACUCAACCAAGACGUAUAUCUGCCAUUGGGUUAGCUGCUCGUAUCACAGAAGAGAGAGGAGACACUUUGGGACAAGAAACCGGGUACAUGAUUAGAGGAGAAAACAAAGUGGGCCCUACUACUAGAAUCACUUUCCUUACUACAGGUAUUUUACUCAGAAUACUCCAGAAUAUAACUAAAGACGAAGAUCGAUCCUUGUUUGAUAAUCUCGGCUACAUCUUUAUUGAUGAAGUGCACGAAAGAUCAGUCGAUAGUGACUUUCUACUAAUCAUUCUAAGGGACAUUUUAAAAAAGUUCCCGAAAUUAAGAAUUGUUCUCAUGUCUGCCACUAUAAAAAUAGAUAAGUUUAAUGAGUUCUUCAAGAAGGUCUUGGUUCAUAAACAUGUCGAGGGAAGGACCUUCCCUAUUACUGAUUUCUAUUUGGAUGACAUAUUAGAUGCUUUAGAUUAUUCGAUGGAAGUAGCGGGAGAAACUAUAAAACUACGUGCAGAUUCUGCGUUUUUCAAGAGUGGAAACAUCAACUACGAAUUGAUUGCACAGCUUGUGAAGGAUAUCGAUAUGAAGUUAACGCAAGAAGAUAAUUUCGGUUCAAUAUUGAUUUUCAUGCCAGGUGUUCCAGAAAUCAAUCGUGCAAUCAAAGCCAUUAACAACAUUGCUGACUUUUGGACCCUUCCACUACAUUCGUCCUUAUCAUCGCAAGAGCAGAAAAAGGUUUUCCAAUCUGCUCGUGGGCAGAGAAAAGUGGUUGUUUCUACAAAUAUUGCUGAAACAUCAAUUACAAUUCCCGAUUGUGUGGUUGUGAUUGAUUCUGGCCGGUCCAAAUCCAUGUUUUUUGACACAUCCUUAAACGCUACCAAGCUAGUAGAAGAGUGGUGUUCUCAAGCUGAAAUCAAACAAAGAAGAGGACGUUCAGGCCGUGUUACCGCUGGUACUUGCUACCAUUUGUACACUAAAGGUACUGAGAACUCCAUGCUUCCUCAGCCAAUUCCUGAAAUCAUGCGAGUUCGUUUGGAAAACUUGUACUUGAUAGUAAAGUCUAUGGGAGUGAAGAACGUUGAGAAUUUUAUUGCGAGUGGAUUGGACUCUCCAGAUCAGUCUUCAUUGCUAUCUGCAAAGACAUUUUUACAAGAUGUUGGCGCUCUUCAAGGUGAGAAACUAACAACAUUGGGUCAAUACUUGUCGUACUUACCUACUGAUCCCCAUACUGGAAAACUCCUUUUAUUGGGAUGUCUAUUUAGAUGUCUUGAUUUCUGUUCGGUUUUGGCAGCGAUAAGCUCUGUUGGUAGUAUAUUUGUGCAUUCAGUGGAGAAUAGAGAUAAAAUCAAGAACGUUACCGAAAAACACAGCGACAAACAGGGUGAUUUCAUUGCAAUGGCAAAUAUCUACCUCGCCUAUUUGGAGUCCUCGAACAAAAAGUUUAUGACAGAGAAUUGCUUGUCGUACAACUCUCUUCGUGACAUUUCCUCUACGAGACAACAAUAUUACCAAUUGUUAUCUGAAAUAGGGUUCACGACUCUGCCAACUGUACCAAAGAAGGUUUCCAAACCAAAUUAUUACAUGAUCCGAGCUAUCAUCAUUGGUUCAUUUUACCCAAACGUGGCUAGGGUUCAAUAUCCACCAAGGAAGUUUUUGAAAUCAUCCCUGGGAGCUAUUGAAGCAGAUGCAGAUGCUCGUUUGACAAAAUACUGGAUCAAAAAUGAGAACCCGAUUAAGCAAGACUCACUAUUAGCUGCUAAUAGAGUGUUUAUACAUCCAUCAUCCAUAUUAUUUGGCAAAAACACUACUGGCUUUGAGAUUGAUGAAGAUCUUGAAUUACAAAUCACCCGAGAAGAUGGAUCAGUGGAUAUUGACAAGGCUAGACAAAUGAUCCCUUUAAACAAACCAAUACCGGUAUCAAAGCACACAUUCAUAGCGUACAGAUCAUCACACUUUUCUAAUAAGCUUUACGUUAAUGGUGUUACACCUUCAAACACAUUAGCAACUUUACUCUUUGGUGGAAGUUUUGAAUACGAUUUACACCCAACAAAUGGCACCCCAUCCAAUGGCAUAAUCUUAGACAAGUGGCUUCCCGUUAGAACUUGGUGUAAGAAUGGUGUGCUAAUCAAGCAAGUCAGAAAGCUUUUGAAUACCUACAUGGAUUCUCGAUUAUCAAGGGUUAGUACAGUUGAUGAUAACAAUGAUAUAGUGGAAAUAAUAGAGAAAGCUGUCUCAUUGUGA